Nothobranchius furzeri (turquoise killifish) is the source of this 2430-nucleotide messenger RNA. It is a transcript of the gene gata2a, whose product is annotated as GATA binding protein 2a. NCBI's taxonomy places the organism in Eukaryota, Metazoa, Chordata, Actinopteri, Cyprinodontiformes, Nothobranchiidae. Gene Ontology annotation, molecular function: zinc ion binding; RNA polymerase II cis-regulatory region sequence-specific DNA binding; DNA-binding transcription factor activity, RNA polymerase II-specific. Gene Ontology annotation, biological process: positive regulation of miRNA transcription; positive regulation of transcription by RNA polymerase II; negative regulation of transcription by RNA polymerase II. Gene Ontology annotation, cellular component: nucleus. The record is from RefSeq and is a predicted model, not a curated record.
ACUGGCGCCAGUCGCAUCAGUCUGCGCCGCAUCUCAUUAAUGAGCCCGAGCACAGCACGGAUCAGGAGGUUUACACAUCCAAAGCUGCAUUUUGCCGUCUGCUGAUCCAAACUCCAACAGGAGUCUCUGAGGAGAAAGAAGAAGGAUCGCGUCAUUUCAGGAUUUUAUUCAUUUAGUAAAUAAACACAACCCUGACUUUCAAAAUCCAGGAAUUUAAUUUUAAACAAAGGACUGGACUUCUAUUGGACGAUAAAUAAACGAAAGAGGUGCGUUCAGAGGAGAGGAGAGCCAUGGAGGUCGCAGCGGCGGAUCAGUCUCGGUGGAUGGCGCACCAUCACGCCGUGCUGAACGGUCAGCACCCGGACUCUCACCACCACAGUCUAAGCCACAACUACAUGGAGCCCAUGGCGCCUUUACUGCCCCAGGACGAGGUGGACAUGUUUCUGAACCACUUGGACUCUCAAGGGAACCCGUACUACACCAACUCCCGGGCAAGGGUCACGUACAGCCAAGCCCACGCGCGCCUCACUGGAAACCAGGUUUGCCGACCACACCUCAUCCACAGCCCGGGUAUUCCUUGGCUGGACCCCGGGAAGGCUGCCCUGUCCGCCGCACACCACCACAACGCAUGGGCGGUCAGCCACUUCAGCAAACCCGGUCUCCACCCCGCCGGCUCUGGCUACCCCUGCAGCAGUAACACCGGCACAGCCUCCGUGUCCUCCCUUACCCCGGCGUCCCACUCCAGCCCUCACCUCUACAGCUUUCCCCCUACCCCGCCGAAAGACGUGUCCCCGGACCCUGGGCCCACUUCUCCGACCUCCACCAGAAUGGACGAGAAGGAGUCGCUCAAGUACCAGGUGCCGCUGGCGGAGGGCAUGAAAAUGGAGAGCUGUAGUCCGCUCCGCAGCAGCCUGGCCUCGAUGAACAGCCAGACCCCUGCCACGCACCACCCGAUCCCCACCUACCCUGCCUACUCCCUGCCUACGCCCCACGAAUACAGCGGCAGCCUCUUCCACCCAGGCAGCCUGCUCGGCGGGUCCUCCUCCAGCUUCACGCCCAAAUGCAAAAGCAAAGCCAGGUCGAGUUCAGAGGGUCGUGAGUGUGUGAACUGCGGUGCCACGUCCACCCCUCUGUGGAGGCGGGACGGUACCGGCCACUACCUGUGCAACGCCUGCGGCCUGUACCACAAGAUGAACGGACAGAACCGACCCCUGAUCAAACCCAAACGGAGACUGUCCGCAGCUCGACGUGCAGGCACCUGCUGCGCAAACUGCCAGACCACUACCACCACCCUGUGGAGGCGCAACGGGAACGGAGACCCGGUGUGUAACGCCUGCGGCCUUUACUUUAAACUGCACAAUGUCAACAGACCCUUGACCAUGAAGAAAGAAGGUAUCCAGACGCGCAACCGCAAGAUGUCCAGCAAGUCCAAGAGGAACAAGCGGGUAGGGGACGGCUUUGACGAGCUGUCCAAGUGCAUGCAGGACAAGGCCUUGCCCUUUGGAGCUGCACCCGGCCUGACCAGCCACAUGACCCACAUGGGUCACCUCCCCCCAUUCAGCCACUCGGGACACAUGCUGCCCACUCCCACGCCCAUUCAUCCUUCAUUUGGACACCCGCACCACUCCAACCGGUCGCCGGUCUGGGCCGAGCCUCACUGAGGAUCCUUCAGAUCGUCUCUUGCUCGCCUGUAGGAGCCACCACAUCUCCAUUAACGCCAAACGGCCUCAUGCUGAAAAUGGAGAGGACUUGAAUUGUGUACCGUGGAUGAUGGAGGGACGGCUAAAUCCUGGGACGCAGCGAGGGCAGGACUUUAGUGGACUCUAGGACUGGCAGGAGAGGAGUGAAUGGUCGCUUCAUUAUUUUUGCUUAUUUUUACUAAGUCACUUUGGUACCCACCUCUCCCCUGACCCGGUCACAGGAGAGAGGCCUGAAAGAGAACCGCUGUUUUCACCUCAUGAUCAUAUUCUAAAAUACAAGUCGUGGAUGGACAGACAAACAGACUCAUCGGUGCUGGACGGGCUGAGAGCUACAGAACUCGUGCAUCACAAACCCACGAGACUAACUGUAGCACCAGACCACAGCUCUCCCCACAUGCUGGAUUGUACACAACCACACUGCUCCACCUGUUUUUUGAUAAAAGUUUUGAAAAGCAAAAAAAAAAAAAAACCAAACCCAACCACAGUAAAUAGAGUGUUUAUAAAUGCUUAAAUGCUAUUAUUGUUAUUUGAUGUUAUAAUUAUUGCUACAAUAAUUUAUUUUCACUCUUUAAGCUUUCACCAGACACACAUGGAAACAUAUGAGUCGAGUUUCAUGGUUAUUAUGUAAAAGAAAACACUGACCUGUCGUGGACCAAAAGUCCCUGAGCUGUACAUUUUUACCAUUUUUUUCCAUCUCACAAAGAAAAAGGAAAUAAAGUUUAAUACUGAA